This is a messenger RNA of Triplophysa rosa, 4861 nucleotides long. It is a transcript of the gene il21r.1, whose product is annotated as interleukin 21 receptor, tandem duplicate 1. The coding region runs from base 1655 to 3265 and encodes 536 amino acids. The transcript has 8 exons. Gene Ontology annotation, cellular component: external side of plasma membrane. The record is from RefSeq and is a predicted model, not a curated record. Gene Ontology annotation, molecular function: protein binding; cytokine receptor activity. NCBI's taxonomy places the organism in Eukaryota, Metazoa, Chordata, Actinopteri, Cypriniformes, Nemacheilidae. Gene Ontology annotation, biological process: immunoglobulin mediated immune response; cytokine-mediated signaling pathway.
ACGUUCCUUCGUUCCUUCAUUUUAAAUAUGCUUUUUAAAAUGCGUUGUUUAUUUCAAGGUUGUCGUCUCUUUUUACGGGCAUUCCCGAGUGAUCGAUUCUUUUGAGUCGAUUCUUUUGAAAGCAUUAAUUGAACAAUGGGCAAAACCAUUUGAAUGGGCUAAUGAAUCAGUUCAAAUGAUUUGUUCAGUUCGCAGCACGAUCUGAAUCAUCUGAAGCAGGAUUACUCACUCCUCGUAGCGCGAAACUUAAGAACACGCAGAACACAAAGAGCGUUGGAUGAAGUGGAUAUGAAUCUAUAUCUAUACAAUCAAAACUGCAAAUGUGUCAUAUUGUUUGCCAGCAAUGAUAAAUGCCCGCCAUUUGCGCGCACCCGCGACCUGUUCGUCAGACACAGCAACAUGCGCGUUACCUGUCAGACACAGAGACGUGGGCUUGCAGAAAUAUACAUUUGAAGAACAGAAGGAAGAAAAUUUGUUGAUGGGCGUGUGGUUCACUGAUUACUGUUUGUUUACAAGUAAGAGCGUUUCACAACACACACGUGACACAACACGAGAAAACAUGAGCUUUGUUCAAAAAUGUGCAUUUCAUUUAAGAGAGCACUGCAGAUGUUCUACAUCAUCUUAGGAAAUGCUCUGAGUUUAGUUCAUGCUUUAGUUUGACAUGGUCUAUUAUUCUAAAUAAGUUGUGUAAACUACAUUGACAUCAGGACUAGAUGAAAUUUACAGAAAUGCUCGUCUCUUCUGUGUUUGUCUAUUCUUUAGUCUGUCUCUCUAGUAUAUUGCAAAGAUAUCUGCUUAUGAUAAUUAAAAAUAUUGAUUAAAAUGUAAUAUUAAAAUAUUGGCGUUAAUAUUAAUUUUAUGUAGUAGGCCUAUAUAAUCAGAUACAAAGUAACUAAUUAACUAACUACUUGAGUAGUUUUUUCAUUGCAUACUUUUUUACUUUUACUCAAGUAAUUUUUAAAGUAGUGACUUUUACUUUUACUCGAGUAACAAUUUCUCUAGUUACUUGUACUUUUACUUGAGUAAAUAUUUUGGCUACUCUACCCACCUCUGCAUUUCCCUCUGCUUUUUUACAUCUGCCAUGCCUAGUCUCAGUUAAAACCCCCUACUAAGUUAAAUGUAAUUUUAUUAUAAUAUUAAUUAUAAUAACAUAAUAAUAAUAUAUAGGUCAAAUACAUCUGAUCUUAGACAAUGCAUUAUUAAUGCACUAUUGUACAUAACUUAAUAUAACCAUUAUAGAACCAAAACAAAAGGAACGCAUUAUCACUGCUUUGCAUUUUGUAUUAACUUAUUUAUUUUUAGCCAUAUCAAUCUAUUUUAACAUACAACACACACACCACAUCUGUCUGAAUCUGAUGACAUUGCAUUUCAAUCUGGUCCCUCAAGUCAGCACUUACACAAAAGGAAAGCGCCUUAAUUGGCAUUAUACAGGGUGGAGCGUUUGCAAAUAAGCUUUUGUUAAAACCACAACCACAUCCUUAAUGUCAUACUUUCUUCAUAAGCACUCUGACUGUGCAUGUAGAUCACUAGAUGGGCACAGUGUAAAUGUCAGGACGUGUACAAUGUACUGGUUUAUGAGCUGCAGUAAUUCAUAUUUUCAUCUGAAUCAUAUAUUUUUGUGAACAUUAAAUGGCAGUAUUGUUACGUUUGUAUAAUGUGUUUGAGCAGAGCUGACCACAGAUUCUUCCAUUGUUACUCCAUGAUGGCUCUAUGGCAAGCCAUAACCUUAUUUACUGUUUGUGGACUUAUAGAGUGCAAUGACAGCGUGUGCGAUGUGACCUGCACCACAGACUUCAUUUCCACACUGAACUGCUCUAUUUCUGACUCGGCAGGAACAGCAUCAUGUUAUAUUGUGGCCAACUGCAGUGAUGAAUCUGGUGCUGUGGAAGGAAACUGUAGUAUGAAAUCAUCACAAUCCUGGUGCACAAUAGAAUCAGAGGAACUGCAGGCGGUUAUGACCUAUGAUACCACUUGCUCUAUAACAGCAACACCGAUGACCAAACAAGGGGGUGCAGAGACCCCAAUAACUAAAAACAUGCUCUUAUACAAAUCUAUUAAGCUUAUACAACCUUACAACCUAAGCGUUGAAAAAAUGGAUGGAGGUUUCAAUCUGACAUGGGACGUGGUUUAUAGGCUUAUAGAGCACGAACUGUAUGAAAAAUUAUACUACAGAGUACGGUUACGUACCAAAGGUGACUCAAUCGAAAAGGAGAACAUUUUCACUCUAGAUCAAACCCAGCAGUCAAUGGGUAUUGCCAGUGAUAGACUUCUGCCGGGCCGUCGGUAUGUGGCCGACGUCCAGGUUGCAGUGCAUCCCAGUGGGUUUAAGUCCACGUGGAGUGAAUGGAGCAGCAGUGUAGAAUGGACGUGUGACUCUCCUGGAUCAGAAAAUUAUUAUUUCCUGCUGUUGAUGGCAGUGCCUAUUGUGGUGGUGCUGGUGGUGCUCUUGUACAAUAGUAAACUACGGGGAGUCAAAAAGAUGUCUUUAUGGCAACACAUCCCAAGUCCCCAAGACUACUUCAAACCACUUUACCAUACAUAUCAGGGAGACUUUAAGAAAUGGGUCGGACCAGUCCUAACUUUCAACAACUUUGAUGUUCUGGAGAAGAGCGCCACCCUACUGGUGCUUAGUGACAGGCAGCAGACUGAAAGUUCAGAGGAACCUGCUAACAACAGGAACAGUCAACAGCGAGACUCCAACCCGUUCAAUCCCGCCAGUCAAAACUCAUCUAAACUCUACUUCCUCGGAAGCAGCAGUCAUGUUUUCACUCACUCCAGUGGCCACAUAUCAAUGGACACCGUUACAGUGUCUGGCCAGGAGGGCCUCAUGGCCGACUGGUCCGGUGAAAGUCACAGACGGAGCAUUGAUGAUUUUCACAACGGCACAGAAGCCGAUCAGAGAGUGGUUGAGAUGGCUGAUGGCCAGCCGGGGGCGUUGUUACAUGAUGGCAGGGGGAGAAUACAGGUUUUAGACUGUGAUGAUUGGCAUAUACAGGACCAUGAAUUGGAGAACGUUGAACAGGUCUCCCUGUUCUCCUAUAGUUCGAAUGAGCACUCCGAUGAUGGUUACCCUCAGAUGGGACUGGAUUUAGACACCAUAGACAGUGGCUUUCUGGAAUCAGACUGUUCUAGCCCGUCGGGAUUCGAUGGGAAGGAACACACCGAUACUGAGUCACUGGAGGGAGUGGGAGUCUUCCAGUCGAAUUAUGUCAAACAGUGGGUGACUUUCACAGCUGUCCAGGUUGAUAACAGCACUGAAAACUAAAGGCUUGCACAAAAACACAUUAUUGUUUGGACUUCUUGUGUUUGAACUGUGUAUGUGGCUCAAACAAUUUGCAGACACACAAUCAGCUGUGUGGUCAUUUCCAGGACAAUGGUUUACAAACUUUACAAGAUCCUAAAGAACAAUACAGACGAAAGAGGAAAGUGUCACAUAUACUAGGGCCAUCAAAUAGUAUGCCAAACGUGUCUGGAUGUAAUCCCUGGUGAUCUCAAGGUUGGACUACUGCAAUGCUCUCCUUGCUGGUCUUCCUGCAAAGGCUAUCAAACCACUCCAGCUGGUUCAGAACGCAGUAGCACGCCUCGUCUUCCAACAGCCCAAAAGGGCUCAUGUGACACCCAUCUUCAUCUCUCUCCACUGGCUACCGGUUGAAGCCCGUAUCAGAUUCAAGUCACUAAUGCUUGACUACAGGACUAUCACUGGAUCUGCACCGGCAUACUUUCACACCCUCCUACACCCCAUCAAGAACCCUGCAUUCAGCAAACCAGCGGCGUCUUGUAUUGCCUUCUCAAAAGGGCAGUAAAUUGCUUUCCCGCUCAUUCUCCUUCACAACUCCUUCAUGGUGGAACAUUCUUCCUAACUCGGUCCGGUCAACCACAUCUCUCACAACAUUCAAAAACUACUUAAAACCCAUCUCUUCUGUGAAUACUUGACAGACAAAUGAAAAAAAACACACACAAAAACACUAACCCUCUUUCUCUCAACAGGUAGUGGUCUAGCUUUUGUUGAAACUAGUAACUUUGUAUUGGCACCUAUUGUAUUAUUGCUCCUUUAUGACAUAUCGCUUAUUGCUCCCUAAACUCUCUGUAAGUCGCUUUGGAUAAAAGCAUCUGCUAAAUGAAUAAAUGUAAAUGUACGUAUUUGUUUCUAUGUAUCUUUUGUAUCUUUUUUGGGGGGGCUCAUAUCACCCGCACAACUCUUUAGAAGUUUGGGACAUUAUCUUGAACUUGUACAGUUGUAAAUAUAUGAACCUAAAGGUAAAGAAACUAUUCCAGUUAUGAAUUUAGCUAUACACUAGCAUGCAUUUGCAAUCACAAACAGUAUCUGACAAAGUGUUUAGUACUUGUUUUCUGUUUAACUGAAUUCUCAAAAGCCUUUUGAGAAAAAAUGUUCCAGAACCAGCAAAGUAGCUGGUUCUAGUCCUUGAUAGUGUGUGAAAUAGGAUACUGCAAAUGCAUUUUCAGUGUACUGGCUAUUUAAUGAGGUUAGACUGAUUCAUAAUGCACGCAAGUGAGAGUUGUUUGACAGAGAAAUACAUGUAUUUAUACAUCAGCUUGCAGUUAUUGUGCCCGUGCACACAGUUUUGCAACUGUUAUCAUUUUUUGGUGGCUUGAGCUCACAGCAGAACAAGAUAAGGUGGUCUGAGAGUCACGCAUAAAAUGCCACCGUCCUGAUAAUACCACGGGUAAUUCUACAUAUCAGAUCUUUUGUACAAAUGAUUAGCUGUACUCAGCAAUCCUAAUGUCUUGUUGUUUUGUCUUGAAUUGUUCUUUCAUUUUCGUUGUGUGAUACAAUUGUCCUUGUUGUAAACACAUCACUUGAAUAUAAUGACAUGAUUAUCAAUAUACUUUUAUUGUUUAA